This is a messenger RNA of Malania oleifera, 1565 nucleotides long. Its product is annotated as patatin-like protein 2. Gene Ontology annotation, biological process: lipid metabolic process. Gene Ontology annotation, molecular function: monoacylglycerol lipase activity; glycerophospholipase activity. The coding region runs from base 1 to 1275 and encodes 424 amino acids. The transcript is spliced from 7 exons. Lineage: Eukaryota; Viridiplantae; Streptophyta; Magnoliopsida; Santalales; Ximeniaceae. The record is from RefSeq and is a predicted model, not a curated record.
AUGGAAGGACCAACUGCCUCAGAUGACCAAAUUAUUACCAUCCUUAGCAUAGAUGGUGGCGGUGUGAGAGGGAUAAUGCCUGGAAUAAUUCUUGCCUUCCUCGAAGCAGAACUUAAGAAUUUGGACAACAAUGAAGAAGCAAGGCUUGCAGACUACUUCGAUGUGAUUGCAGGGACAAGCACAGGAGGCCUUAUAACUGCAAUGCUCACUACCCCUAACCCAGAAAACCCUAGACUCCCCCUCCUUGCCGCAGGGGAGAUCAAAGACUUCUAUGAAAAAUACAGCCCUGAUAUCUUUCCUCCAGAACAGAAAAAACUACGGCUUAGCAUGCCAUGGUAUGACAAAGUCAUAGAGUGGGUUGAACACACAUGGAGUCGGUAUGUUGUGCCAACAGCUGUGAAAGCCUGGGAUUUCAUUAACUUGGUAGAGAGAGAAUUUUUUUGCCCAAAAUAUGAGGGAAAUAGUCUGCAUGACCUGAUCAAGGGAAAAACAGGAAAGACUCGGUUGCACCAGACAAUGACUAAUGUGGUUAUUCCAGCUUUUGAUUUCAAACUCUUCCAACCAGUGAUUUUCUCUACUUUGCAGGCAAAAAAAGAUGAUUCGAAAGAUGCAUUGCUGUCAGAUGUUUGCAUUGGCACAACUGCAGCACCCUACUUUCUUCCUCCCUAUUAUUUUCAAAACAUAUCAUCGGCUGGACCAAGGGAAUUCAACCUCGUUGAUGGAGGCGUGGCUGCUGACAAUCCAGCUUUGCUUGCUGUUCGUGAAGUGAUAAAUGGUAUAUCUCAAAGCCGAGGCAGAUUAUCUUCAGAAAUAGACUGCAGCAACAUUCUUCUUCUCUCACUCGGCACGGGAUCAGCUAAGAGAGAUGAAAGUUUUAGUGUUAAAGAUGAUGCCAACACUUGGGGACUUAUUAAGUGGCUAUUCCAAGAGGAGAAUGGAAAAAAAUUCAAACCAUUAGUAGAUGUGUUCUCGACUGCAAUGGAUGACAUGGUUGACAUAUACAUGUCCAUGUUUUUCCAAUCUUUUGAUUCCAAAGACAAUUAUCUUAGAAUCCAGUAUGACAGCUUGAAAUACAACGAAACUGCAGUAGAUGACUCAAGUGGUGAUCACCUCAAGAAACUCGAGAGCUACGGGAAUGAUCUUCUAGACAGACCUCUUUCUAGGGUGAACUUGGACACUGGUUUAUUUGAACCCGUGCCAAAUGGAGGCAAAAAUAAGGAUGCCCUUAAGAAGCUUGCUAUAAGAUUGUCUGAGAUAAAGAAGAAACGUCGCUGAUCCCUUCUGCAAAUUGGCUCUCCCCGGGUGGACACUUAUGGUUUCUAUAAGUCUGUUGUGUCUUUAUGUUAAGUGGAGCAUGGCUCUUUCUAGUAAUCAUGUUUGUGGGUUUUUAUAUGUCCCUAUGGCGUCUGAAGUUCGCUUUAUUUUCUAUCUUACAAAUAAAUGGAACUUGGCCAUGUAUUUCCUAUAGUAACUAUGUCUACUAUCGGAGAGAACAAUGGUUACUGGUUCUGUUCUGUUUUUGGAUGCUGUAAGUGGUUCAGUUCAUAAGGAAAUGAAGUUUGUGC